AUAUGCUUAGCACAUAGUAAAACAAGAGGCCUGCAAAGGGAGGAAAUGGAGGCAAAGAUGAAGAAGCUGUGUAUUACUUCCCUGCUUCUGGUUGUAGUGCUUCUGCAUGUGUCAUCUGUAAAAACAGAAGCAGAAGCAGAAGCAGAAGCAGUUGGGGGCAGAGCCCUCAGCAGAGAUGACUUCCCCCCUGGCUUUAUUUUUGGUGCUGGAAGCUCUGCUUACCAGGUGGAAGGAGCAGCUGCAGAGGAUGGCAGGAAACCCUCUAUCUGGGAUCCUUUCACUCAUGCUGGAAAAUCAUUUGAUGGAAGCAAUGGAGACAUAGCAGCAGACCAAUACCAUAAGUACAAGGAAGAUGUAAAGCUGAUGCAUGAGAUUGGUCUCGAUGCCUACAGAUUUUCGAUCGCUUGGCCUCGACUAAUCCCUGAUGGACGAGGAGCCGUCAAUCCAAAAGGCCUAGAAUACUACAACAAUCUAAUCGACGAGCUCUUAAGCUACGGAAUACAGCCUCAUGUGACAAUCUACCAUUUCGACCUUCCCCUAAUUCUUUACGAGGAAUACGGUGGAAUUUUGAGCCCCAGAUUUAUCGAAGAUUUCACUGCUUACGCCGACGUGUGCUUUAGAGAAUUCGGCGACAGAGUGAAACACUGGGUCACCGUAAACGAACCCAACAUAGAACCCAUAGGUGGCUACGACUCGGGUAUCCUCCCCCCGGAACGAUGCUCUGAACCCUUCGGUUCACAUUGCACCGUAGGAAACUCGACUACGGAGCCUUACAUAGUUGCCCAUCACCUCCUACUUGCUCAUGCCUCAGCUGUGUCCCUUUACAGAGAAAAAUAUCAGGCCAAGCAAGGUGGAUCUAUAGGAAUCACACUGUUAGGUUGGUGGUAUGAGCCUUACUCGCAAUCCUCAGAUGAUAAAGCUGCAGCAAAAAGGAUGGUCGAUUUUCAUAUCGGGUGGUUGAUGGAUCCGCUGGUAUACGGAGACUACCCUGCUGUGAUGAGGGAGAAUGUAGGAUCAAGAUUACCAUCUUUUAGCAAAGAAGAGUCGAAAAGAUUACGAGGGUCCUUCGAUUUCAUCGGCUUCAAUCAUUACAUAGUGUUUUAUGUGCAAGCAGAUCUCAGCACGCUGAAUUUGAAAGAGAGAGACUACUAUGCUGACGCAGCUGUAAAACUUUCACUUUUGAACGGAAACUCAGUGAAGAAGCAGGAUAUUCUCAGGAUGAAGAAGACACCUGAAAUGGCUUCGACUCCUUGGGCUUUGCGGAAAAUGUUGGAACAUCUUAAAGUGAAUUAUCGCAAUCCUCCAGUCGUAAUACACGAAAAUGGUGCUGGCUCUCUAGUCGACCCUAAAACCAUCGCAAAUGAAAAACCGGAUUAUUUUAGAGUGGAAUUCCUACAAGAUUACUUAGAAAGUGUACUUCUUUCUAUAAGGAAUGGAUCAAAUACACAAGGCUAUUUCAUAUGGUCACUUCUAGAUGUUUUCGAGUUCCAAUUCGGCUGCGCCGUCCGCUUUGGUCUUGUCGGUGUCGAUCUCAACAACGAAAAUACGACAAGGUAUCCGAGAUAUUCAUCUCACUGGUACUCCAACUUUUUGCGAGGUAGCGGACUGAGAAGGGCAGAUGCCUCAAUAUUUACUCCGCAUAAACUCGGUUUCGGGAGAAGAGAAUUAAGCUCUAAAGCAAAGUUUACUUGAACCGAACAAUCCCCUAAUGCUGGUCUCAGAGUUUUGUUGCAUACAAAAGUUAAAAAAUAAAAAGGCACACAUAUAGUGAAUAAAAUUGUAAUAGCUACAUGGUCAUUUUGUGUUCAAAAGUUUCAUGUAUAGCUUUUAUGGCGUGAUGAUCUUUGUCUUUUAAUUGAAUUAUGUGUCUUCAGCAAGAACUGCUUAUGGUACUCCAAGAGAUUCUUGUUUAUUCUGAAGCAGUUGUGAUGUGCAUGAAAA
Ananas comosus (pineapple) is the source of this 1941-nucleotide messenger RNA. Its product is annotated as beta-glucosidase 31-like. The transcript has 13 exons. The record is from RefSeq and is a predicted model, not a curated record. Bases 46 to 1692 code for a protein of 548 amino acids. Gene Ontology annotation, molecular function: beta-glucosidase activity. Gene Ontology annotation, biological process: carbohydrate metabolic process. NCBI's taxonomy places the organism in Eukaryota, Viridiplantae, Streptophyta, Magnoliopsida, Poales, Bromeliaceae.